CUUCCCUCUUGCGAUCAACUUCUUAAACACCUAACCUAUAAUUCCAUUAAAACAAGCUGGCAAUUUUUUUGACUUGAGUUCGUUGUCACAUUUCUGUGGGGCCAAUUAUGUAUUACUCGUGCACUCACUGUAGUUGUCUCGCCAUGCUGCACUAUUUGCAUAUACUGGCCACUCAUCCCAGAGUAGCAUCUGCUCCAUUGCACACUGUUUGAGGAGUAUCUGUAACAUUUGCACAACCAACAUUGUCCCAGAUUAUCGCACUACUCGUCACUUUAAACCGCAUACACUCCUUGAAGUCUCAGCGCCCCUUGCACAAUGGUCAUUGCAGCGGUCUAUUGCAAUAUUAGUCAUUCGAACUGCUCUAAGUGCUAGAGGACUCUGCAUCUUUUUGCACAAUUGUUUUUUGUCAAUGUCGCUGUCUCCAAAGUGUUCUGUAAAUUGACUGUCUGUUGUACUAGAGCGGCUCCAACUACCGGAGACAAAUUCCUUGUGUGUUUUGGACAUACUUGGCAAAUAAAGAUGAUUCUGAUUCUGUGCCCUGCGACUGGCUUGCAACCAGUUCAGGGUGUACCCCGCCUCCUGCCCGAUGAUAGCUGCGAUAGGCUCCAGCACGCCCGUGACCCUUAUGAGGAUAACCGGCUCAGAAAAUGGACGAAUGGACGAAUUCGCUGUACAGGGUCUUUAAUUUCACUUAAAUCACAAUACCAGCCCAAGACAAAAUCACUACAAAGAAAAAAAAAAAAAAAAAGAGUACUCACUACAGGAAAUUAUAUGACCUGUGUUUUCACAGAAAUGAAAAGACUAUAAUUGAAAUAUGCUCAUGCACUUGAAAGUUUCAAGUAAGGCUUGUUAGCUUGUCCGACUGGCACCGUACACGUCAGUUUGCAGGACAGCAAUCAUGUAACAAAACCAUGCAAAUGAGAGAAUAAACAUAUUUAAAUGAUCAACUAUUUAAACAGAUAUUAAUAUCAACUAUAAUACAGAUUGAGUCAUAAAAGAUGCUGUUUUGGGAAUGAGAAAAAUCUGGAAUGCAGGACUGGCAGAAGUCAAAACGGAAAAUUUUUUUUUUUGCUUUGUUAUUCCAGAUUUUGUUUCCAAUUCCUGCAGCCCACACCUAGAUCACUGGGCCAAGAUUAUGUACUUUGUGUGUGUGUGUGUCUGUGUGCAUGUGUGCAUGCUCAUGCGUGUGUGUGUGUGUGUGUGCGUGCGUGUGUGGGAAAGAAGUGAGAAAAAUAUGACGCAGCAGGGGGUUAAUGUUCUCUCCACUCCAUGUCUCCAUGAAUCAUAUGGGCAUGUAUGUAAUUGUGUGUCACUGGGCAUGUCAAACAAAAUUCUUGGGCACCCUGCCAAUAUUAAUAAAUUACAUUACUAUCUAACCUCCUCAUCUUCCUCACGACACACAUCUAAAAGCAGUGGUGCAGUAAUUUCCCUGCUGAGAGAAAGUGGGAUAGUUUGAGAGUGCGGUGUGGGGAGGUCGGUUUAGACAGAGGGGGAGAUUGGUCGGGUGGGUAGGUGAGACUUGGUGUCGUUGCAGUAAAAAGCCAGCUGCAGCGCCAUGACAAGGACUGAGUGAAGGAGAGGUGAAUGAAUGUCGACAUUGUUAAAAUGCAGUGAAGACAAUAACAUAGGAAAUAACCAUUAUAGGAAGACUGGGUUGAAUAAGAGGUCAAUUGUAUACCACCUUUUAUUAUUUCUGAUAGAUGUAGUAAUCAUUGGUUUCAUGUUAGUACAUUAAAGGGUUUUCACCCUGCACAUCAUGUGCGACCAUAUCAAUAACAGACACUUUAUCAGAGAACAAGAGGAGGGAGGGAGCGUGGGUCGAGCAAAGGAGAGCGAGAGGGGCUGUCGUAAAUUAUAGCACAUCAUCGGCGAGAUGGGAGAGAAAGUUGUGAUAAGAAUUGCUUUGUUUUUACCCUGCUAGAAGCCCGUGGCAUCCUUAUUCUAUCAGAAAGGGCAUAAAGGGCUGCUGUUGGUCCGGAAGUACUGGAAGGAUGGAGUGGAAUGAGGUGGAUUUGGUGCAGGAAUUUACCGUUGAAGGACAAUGCAGCAAAAUUAAAGUCCGCUCCUGCAGGAUCACAUGGGACAGCCUGCAGGUUCCCCGUGUGGAGCUAACCCUCUCUGAGCUCCAGGAAAUGGCUACAAGACAACAACAACAAAUAGACGCUCAACAACAGAUGUUGGUUGCCAAGGAGCAAAGGCUGAGGUAUCUUCACCAAGGAGGCAGAUCCAAUCAAGGACAGACACAGUCUGAAUUUGAGAAGUUGCAGCGGCUGAAGGAACGAGUGGAGACUCAGGAGGCAAAGCUGAAGAAGAUUCGAGCCAUGAGAGGACAGGUGGACUACAGUAAACUGAUCAAUGGGAACCUCUCUGCAGAGAUUGACCAUGUUAGCAGCCUGUUUCAGGAGAAGCAGGCUGAGCUGCAGUCUGCUGUGACCCGAGUCGACCAGCUGACCCAACAGCUGGAGGAUCUAAGGAAAGGACGCCUUCAGCUACAUUCUGUUGCAUCACAGCAGGGGGCACCCAACAGACCCCAGGGUGCACCCACUGGAAUGAAAGCAUCUCCACUCUCUGGUCCUGCUGCCUUAGAACUCAGGAAACUCUACCAAGAGCUGCAGGCUCGCAACCAUCACAACCUGGAACAGAGUAGCAAGUUAGCACACAACAAGGAGCUGCUGAACAAGAGGAAUGCUCAGGUGACAGUGAUGGAUCAACGCAUUGGAGACCUUAGGGAGCGACUGCACAAGAAGAGAGCAGAAUUGAGCCGCAUGAAUGGAGGAGGCCCGCCUUCUCCUCAGAGCUCUACUCGUCCAAAUGGUGGCGUCUCAGGCCGAGUGGCAGCCGUCUGCCCCUACAUCCAAGCUCCAGCUGAAGGGGGACAGGAAGCAGGGUACAACAUGUCACCUGACACAUCCCCCAAACCCUCACAAAUCAGUCACAUCCGCUCCUUAUCAGACGAGGACAAGAGUGGCAUCAGGAAGCCUCCCAGCCAAUGGAAAGUGUCAGAUUUAGACAUCAUCCUUUCAGAGCCAAAUGACUUAUGUGAGGGCCCUCAGUCUCGUCAGGGGGAAAAGAGUAACAACACCAGUGAAGCACCCUGGUCUACCAUUGGUAAAAAUGUGUCAAAUUUGAAGACCAACGAUCCAGAACAGCAUCUUCCUUCUGGUUAUGACACCUACCCCAGCACCACACACCAAGCAGCAGGGAAUCACUGCUCCACCAGCUCCCUGCCUCGAUCUGCUCCUGGCACAUUGGGCUGGCUCAGAUCUAGCACUGCAAAUGCCACCUCGUCUUGUUCGACAUCCUCCUCCUCCUCUUCACAGCAAAUUCAACAGCGCAUUGCUGUCCCUCCAAAUUCAAACCAAGGCUCAGACAAUGGCUCCCAGUCUUCGUCCUUGCCACCGCAGAGUGAACGAGCAGAUCCCCCUCCAGCAGUGGCUGUACGUCCUUACGUUCCUGAUCAUCCAUCCAGGCCCCAGUCUCCUAGAAAGGGGCCUGCUACAAUGAAUAGCAGCUCCAUCUACAGCAUGUAUCUCCAGCAGCCUCAGGCUAAGAACUAUGGCUCACUCAGCAACAGGACUACUGUUAAAGCAGUCUAUGGGAAACCCAUUCUGCCCACCUCCUCCACAUCUCCAUCCCCUCUUCCUUUUCUCCACGGAGGAGGAAUAAGGAUAGGAGAAGACCUGACAGACAAGGAAGGACUAAAAGGUGUUGGGGGAGGAGAGACCAACGAUGGGCAAAUCUUACCUACUUCGAGCGUGGAAAACAUCCCUCGUCCUCUGAGCCCUACUAAGCUCACUCCAGUUGCUCACUCUCAACUACGCUACCAAAACGAUGCUGACCUGGAAGUCCUCCGCCGUCGUCUCAGCAAUGCCCCACGACCCCUGAAGAAGCGAAGUUCGAUUACUGAACCUGAGGGCCCACAGGGGCCAAACAUUCAAAAAUUACUAUACCAGAGGUUUAACACUUUAGCUGGCGGCAUGGAAGGAGUGUCAGGCAAUACUUUCUACCAGCCUGAAUGCCUUUUGGGUGACAUGGACAACAUACAUUCAGCCGAGGGGAAUGUUGAACCUGGUGACAAGCAUGCCAGCUUGGCAACAGAGGAUGUGGAAGUUCAAAACUUAAACUUGGACUGCCUCCGCUUGUCACCUGCCGCUCCCACUGAGACGCCCACAACAGAAGAAAUGACCAAGAAUGGGUCUCCAUCCCCACAAACCAACCUUCCCUCAACACCUGACGGGUCCGAACAUCAGAAUAAUAACAAUCAAAGCAGUUGUAGUUCGGCCGAGAGCAUGACAAAUCAGGCCUCCCCUUCACCAUCACCACCUGCCCCACCUUCAAAGCCAAAGGUUAAGCGAACCAACUUGAAAAAGCCAACAUCAGAGCGGACAGGCCAUGGGCUACGAGUCAAGUUUAACCCUCUUGCUUUGCUGCUUGAUGCAUCAUUAGAGGGAGAGUUUGAUCUGGUGCAGAGAAUUAUAUAUGAGGUGGAAAAUCCCAGUAUGCCAAAUGAUGAAGGCAUUACUCCACUUCACAAUGCUGUCUGUGCUGGCCACCACCACAUUGUGAAGUUUCUGUUGGACUUCGGAGUGAAUGUCAAUGCAGCAGACAGUGAUGGAUGGACGCCGCUGCACUGUGCCGCUUCAUGUAACAGUGUCCACCUCUGUAAGAUGCUGGUAGAAUCAGGGGCAGCCAUUUUUGCCCAAACAAUCAGUGAUGUUGAAACAGCAGCAGACAAAUGUGAAGAAAUGGAGGAAGGCUACAGUCAGUGUUCUCAGUUCCUCUAUGGUGUACAGGAGAAAUUGGGUGUGAUGAACAAAGGUUUGGUCUAUGCGCUCUGGGACUACACAGCCCAGCAAUCUGAUGAGCUUUCCUUCAGCGAGGGGGACGCACUCACCAUCCUGCGACGCCGUGACGACACCGAGACAGAGUGGUGGUGGGCUCGACUCAAUGAUCGUGAGGGAUAUGUUCCCAGGAACUUGCUGGGGCUGUAUCCAAGGAUCAAACCGAGACAACGCUCACUGGCCUAGCCCACACCAGCAGUAUCGGGCAUAAUCAUAGGCAGGCAGAGAAGGAGAGAAGCAGCGUACGGUGGAUGGAAUGUGGCGUGAACCCGGAUGCUCAAUGAAAGAAGAGGGAAGGAACUUACUAUUCAAACAAAUAUUAUUUCAAAUGCUGCACUCCCGCAAUUCUAACCACUUAGCAUAUGGAAUAAUUGUCCACAAAAUUAGCAAAAAAUAAAUGAAAAGGGUUCAGUGACAUGAGCGUUUCAGUUUAGAUGAAAAAAAGUUCCACAUCUGUUCCUCAACACCGCAUGGUCUUAAAAUUAUUGGAUGCUGUUUCUUCGUAGAGAGUCAAUAUUUUGUCAUUUUAAAUCGACUUUAUUUUUGUAUGGUUUUAAUCUGCUCAGAAAUAUAAACAUCCAGGUGGCUUCUCUCAUUAUAAUCUCAUAACAGUAUGUUAUUGUAUGGUAUGUGACCUUUAAAUUUACAUGUAAUGGCAAAUGUACGACGGAAAGUUGGCGUGACAAGCAAGCUGUGGAUGCGAUAAGUGCGAAUGUGAAGGGAGGGAGAAUACAAAUACAGUUUUUGAUCGGGUUCGUGAAAGUGACACAUUGUUGGUUCUGAGGUUGUUGAUGGCGUGAAAAAAAAAAAGUCUUCUCAUUCAAGCAUGCACUGACGUUCACUAUGUUAUGUAAUAUCGUAGCAUGGAAAAAGGCGUGAGACAAGUUUUGUUAACUUGCAGUAUAUCUGCCCCUGAACUUUGCAAACACUGCUGAAGAACUGAAGAAAAAUAAGAAUGUGCUUGACGGUGUUUAUAAGAGGAGUAGGAUACAUUUGUAAAACCAAAGUACUUUUUGAUAGUUUGGAGUCGGAGUCAUUUAUUCAUACAGAUCCAUUUGUUUCUCUUUAAAAUAAAAUAUUUAACAAAUUC
Messenger RNA from Phyllopteryx taeniolatus (common seadragon), 5931 nucleotides. Its product is annotated as apoptosis-stimulating of p53 protein 1-like. Lineage: Eukaryota; Metazoa; Chordata; Actinopteri; Syngnathiformes; Syngnathidae. The record is from RefSeq and is a predicted model, not a curated record. The transcript is spliced from 21 exons. The coding region runs from base 1992 to 5027 and encodes 1011 amino acids. Gene Ontology annotation, biological process: regulation of apoptotic process. Gene Ontology annotation, molecular function: 2-oxoglutarate-dependent dioxygenase activity; methyltransferase activity; p53 binding. Gene Ontology annotation, cellular component: nucleus.